This is a messenger RNA of Nothoprocta perdicaria, 1317 nucleotides long. It is a transcript of the gene SFXN4, whose product is annotated as sideroflexin 4. The transcript has 14 exons. Gene Ontology annotation, cellular component: mitochondrial inner membrane. Bases 20 to 979 code for a protein of 319 amino acids. Gene Ontology annotation, molecular function: monoatomic ion transmembrane transporter activity. Gene Ontology annotation, biological process: monoatomic ion transport; mitochondrial transmembrane transport. The record is from RefSeq and is a predicted model, not a curated record. NCBI's taxonomy places the organism in Eukaryota, Metazoa, Chordata, Aves, Tinamiformes, Tinamidae.
CCGCGCUCGGGCGGCCGCCAUGGACCCCAACCUGCGGCUGUGGCGGGCGCAGGGACGGUCUUUCUUGCAGAGGUUCCGGCUCUGGGCCGAUGUGCUGGACCCGCUGCUGCUGCUGCAGCCCUCGAAAGAAAUAAAAAACAGCAGAUUAUCCAUACAAAGCACUGGACAGACCCUUAGUGAGCCCAUUUACAACGAUCAGAUGAAACAGGCCUUCCUGCUCAGCCUGUCUAGUGUGCAUCCAGAUACAGACCAAAUAAUUCCAGUUUUGUUUAGACCUCCAGCCUUCAUGCCUGUAUCUCUUCCAUUGGUUGUUGCUUCAUCACUUCCGCUCCAAGCGAAGAGUGCGUUUCUUUGCCAGUUUGUGUUUCACACUUACACUACUGGAUUCACCCUAGUCAACGGAAACGGUACCACGAAGUCUGAAGAGUACUCUGUUCAACAAAAACAGGUCAUCUUUGGCUUGGGAGCGGUCUCCUACGCGGCGUGUGUCGGCGCUGUUCCUAUCUUCUUCAUGAAUCGGUACACGCUGAAGAGUCCCCUAACACAGCUGAUUGUCAGAAAACUUCUACAUGCUCCUCUUCUGGGCUUGAUGAGUGCAUUCACUGUGGCGGUGGUGAGAAGCCCCGAAUUUGAGAAUGGGAUUGAAGUGAUGGACAGGAAUGGCCAAGUUGUAGGAGUAUCGAAGAAAGCUGGUGAGAAGGCUGUAAGAGAAACAGCUUUGUCAAGAGCAGCCUUGUUUGGGACAGCCUUCUUCCUGCCAGCUGUGUUCAUGUACUUUGUGGAAAGAGCAAAAUUUGCAAAAACUCAACGUGCUUUGGCCUCAAUGAGARUGAUGAUGAUUACAGGAGUACUGGCGGGGAUGCUGCCAGUUUCACUUAGUAUAUUCCCACAGUGUGGGGAGAUAAAACGAGAAGAUCUGGAACCAGAAAUUCUGUCAUCCACAGAAGAAACAGUAUUUUUCUAUAACAGAGGAAUUUAGGGAUUGCUUUUAAUUUAUAUAUAUGUGUUUUGGCUAAAGUGAGCUCUGAUUGUCUCAACAAACUCAAUGGAAUACUGACUGAGCAAAUCAUGACUCUGGUUGGAGAACGUAUAUUGGGUUUGAUGCACAAUGAUGUGGUCAAGAAGAAGACUUGCUAUUUGCAAGUCCAAGCCAACGGGCUGAUAUUAAGGCAAGCAUUGAGGUAAAYACAUAACCUUAUUGUUCUAAGUGAUAUUURUACCAGAAAACAUUUUAGUAACAGGGUGUGUACCAGAAACUGUGUUCAUUACACUUCCUGAUGUGAUUGAUUUCUUAAUUAAAAGACUGUGAAAAUUGAA